AUGUCUGACCAACCUAUCGGGCCUUUCCCUACUCCCGCAACCUGCCAACAAAUUAUUCAAAUACUGAUGAACAUGAUUCAAUGCAAUGAUGGCUGGGAGAUUGCUUUUGAGCAGGCGGUCUCUGACGCUCACAAGACAGGCGUCAAAGAUAUGGCCAAUAUAAGCACUUUGACUGACUACCACAAUUUUCUUAAUUACUUGGUGUUGUGGGUACCCACAGAGGAUGAAACAGGAACUUUCGUUUACAAUAUGCUUUGCACGAUGUACUUUGUCCUUGAUCAGAAAACUGUCAAAUCGUUUCAGUCACCCAUUGAGCCUUCGUCAUACCCAUCACCGCCAUUGACGGAGCUAUCCAAAUGGAUAGUCGAUUUCGCCAACGCUAUGGGAGAGUUUCUCAGUACACCUCAAUCACUUACCAAGGAAUCUCUACAAACUUAUUAUACCGCGCAGAACUACAAUGUGGAUGCUUAUGUAGUUCCCCAAGGAGGUUGGAUAGGGCAUUCUUUUAACGACUUCUUUGCGCGAAAAUUCUUGCCAGGAACCCGACCCAUUGACGGUGCUUCCAAUCCAGCGGUUAUUGUGAGUGCCGCAGACUCGACCUUCGAUGGCUUUCGGGAUAUUAAUGCCGAUUCAAUUGUUACUUUCGAUGUCAAAGGCCUCCCCUGGACCAUUGGCGAGUUACUUGCAAACAGUCAGUACGCAAAUGACUUUGCUGGCGGGAAAUUUAUGCACGCAUUUCUCGCACCAUACGACUAUCAUCGUCAGCAUGCUCCUGUCGAUGGCAAAGUGCUCGAAGCCAAAGUCAUACCAGGCCAGGCUUAUCUUGAAGUUAUUAUUCAAACAGACCCUAACGACAAACUGAGACUCAAACCUUGUCGAAAAUUAAAUGCUGAUGAUGUCCCAAAACUCAGUGCUCCAGACUCUCCGGGGUAUCAAUUCUGCCAGGCUCGCGGUCUGAUUGUAAUCGAUUCACCAAAAGUUGGAAAAGUGGCAAUUUUACCGAUUGGUAUGGCUCAGGUGUCUUCCGUGGUCCUCUCUACUCAGCCGGGGGAUGAAGUGAAGAAAGGGGAUGAGAUAUCCUAUUUUCAGUUUGGUGGAUCUGACAUUGUUCUCGUGUUCCAAGCGCAAAGCCAAGUUGAAAUACUUGCUAACGAAGGUAAACAUUAUAGCGUAGGCCAACAGAUUGCAAUUGCUCAUAUCGCUAAAUGGAAGUAG
This is a messenger RNA of Diversispora eburnea, 1215 nucleotides long. NCBI's taxonomy places the organism in Eukaryota, Fungi, Glomeromycota, Glomeromycetes, Diversisporales, Diversisporaceae. The record is from the annotation of a GenBank genome assembly.